AUGGCCAUGGCUUCUUCAUUCUCCACCAUCUACCCUCGUUCUUUCUCUCUCCCCCACUUAAACCACCGCUUUUCUACUUCCCUCUCACUCCCAACUCUCACCAUCAUUUCUCACUCCAACAUCUUCACUUCCCGUCCUCCUCUCUUCACACUCUCCAAAACCUCCACCAUCAUUCAUGCAUCCGGAAACGGCGGCGGAAUCGGAGGAGGAGGAGGAGGAGGCGAUGGCGAUGAUGGUGGAUCGGGGGAUAGGGAUCGGAACAGAGAAGAAGCGCUGAUGGUACUUGCGGAGGUCGGUAAGCCGCUGGAGAGUUUGCCAGCUGAUUUAGCAGAGGCGGUCAAAGCCGGACGAGUUCCAGGUUCGAUUGUGAAGAGAUUUUUGGAACUGGAAAAAUCGAGUGUGUUUCGGUGGUUGCUUAAUUUUGGAGGGUUUAGAGAGAGAUUGCUUGCUGAUGAUUUGUUCCUCGCUAAGGUUGCCAUGGAAUGCGGUGUUGGAAUCUUUACCAAGACUGCUGCGGAGUUGGAGAAGCGAAAAGAAAACUUCACUAAAGAGCUUGAUUUUGUUUGUGCUGACGUGGUAAUGGCCAUUGUAGCAGAUUUUAUGCUCGUGUGGCUUCCUGCUCCGACGGUUUCUCUUCGACCACCACCUUCUGUUAAUGCCGGGCUUAUUGCUAAGUUCUUCUUUGGCUGCCCUGAAAAUGCUUUUCAGGUGGCUUUGGCUGGAACGUCCUUUUCACUUAUACAGAGAAUAGGUGCUAUUGUGCGGAAUGGAGCUAAGCUAUUUGCAGUUGGAACUGGUGCAUCACUGAUUGGUACUGGUGUAACAAACGCAUUGAUUAAUGCACGAAAGGUUGUUGAUAAAUCUUUUGCUGACGAGGCUGAGGAAGUACCGGUAUUAUCUACUAGUGUUGCCUAUGGUGUUUACAUGGCAGUAUCUAGCAACCUAAGGUACCAAAUUCUAGCUGGAAUUAUCGAACAACGGAUUUUAGAUCCUUUGUUGCACCAAAACAAGCUCUUGUUAAGUGCAGUCUGCUUUGCUGUUAGAACCGGAAACACUUUCUUGGGCUCACUAUUGUGGGUGGAUUAUGCUCGGUGGGUUGGAGUCCAGAAGAUAAGGGAUUAA
This is a messenger RNA of Vicia faba (fava bean), 1122 nucleotides long. Lineage: Eukaryota; Viridiplantae; Streptophyta; Magnoliopsida; Fabales; Fabaceae. The record is from the annotation of a GenBank genome assembly.